CCUGCGUUGCUGAGUGAAAGGGUCCUAGCGUGACCUCUAGCACAAGAAGUGUUGUGGUUGCCGGUAUAUGGAGAAAGCUGUGUGAUUCUGGGACAUAUGUGAGCAUUUUGGGCUGUCUUCACAUGCAACACCUUGAUCCACACAGAGACUCGGACAUAACUGGUAACUAAAGUGCGAUGGCUGUGUGUUACUGCCAAAUCUACAGUAAAGGGCAUAUUUAUGAUUUUGAAGCAAAGAGCAUUACAAUUCUUACAGUGGGGGCAAGUGACGCAGCAGAAAAAUGGGUGUUAUAGGAGUGCAGCUGGUUGUUACCAUGGUGAUGGCCAGUGUCCUGCAAAAGAUCAUCCCUCACUAUUCUCUUGCUCGUUGGCUUCUCUGCAAUGGCAGUUUAUAUUGGUAUCAGCAUCCAACAGAAGAUGAGCUGCGAACACUUGCAGGGAAACAACAAUUGAAAGGAAAAAACAAAAAAGAUAGAAAAUACAAUGGUCACAUUGAGAAUAAGCCUCUAACCAUUCCAAAGGACAUUGAUCUACAUUUGGAGACAAAGACUGUUACUGAAAUGGACACUUUAGCACUUCAUUAUUUCCCAGAGUACCAAUGGUUGGUAGACUUCACUGUUGCAGCUACUGUGGUGUACCUAAUAACGGAAGUGUAUUACAGUUUGAUGGCCCCGUCCCAAGAAAUGAAUAUCAGUAUAGUGUGGUGUAUGCUUGUUCUGGCAUUUGCUAUAAAAGUUCUGUUCUCUUUGACAACACAUUACUUCAAAGUUCAAGAUGGCGGAGAAAGAUCUGUCUGCGUAACAUUUGGAUUUUUCUUUUUUGUAAAAGCGAUGGCAAUUCUUAUAGUGACAGAAAACUACUUAGAAUUCGGGCUUGAGACUGGCUUUUCAAAAUUUUCAGAAAGUGCUGUGCAGUUUCUACAAAAGCAAGGUCUCGAAUCCCAAGCUCCAGUCUCCAAGUUGACGUUCAAGUUAUUCCUUGCAGUGUUUUGCGCUUUUAUUGGGGCUUUCCUGACUUUCCCUGGCUUGCGAUUAGCUCAGAUGCAUCUGGAUGCCCUAAACCAAACAACAGAAAAAUUUACUCAGUUUUUGCUUCACAUCAACUUUUUGGCUCCUCUUUUAAUGGUUCUACUGUGGGUGAAACCAAUCACCAAGGACUAUAUUCUGAAUCCACCACUUGGCAAGGAAAGUGUGCCUUUAAUGACUGAAGAGUCCUUUGAUACAUUACGCCUUUGGGUCAUCAUUCUGUUGUGUGCAUUGAGAUUAGCUGUGAUGAGACAUCAUCUGCAAGCUUAUUUAAAUUUGGCACAGAAAUGUAUAGAUCAAAUGAAGAAGGAAGCGGGAAGAAUAAGUACGAUGGAACUACAGAAAAUGGUUGCUCGGGUGUUUUACUAUCUUUGUGUUAUUGCUCUACAAUACGUGGCACCUCUGGUAAUACUACUUCACACAACUCUGCUACUGAAAACACUAGGCAAUCAUUCAUGGGGCAUCUCCGAAUAUACUGGCACUUCAAACGAUUCUGCACAGGGAUCUCAUUCAGCAUAUUCUGAACUGCCAUGCCCCGAUGAAAAGACGAAGGCCACAGUUACUCAAAUCACAAUGGCACUUGGUGGACUCAAGAACAUUUUCACCCCUCUUCUGUUUCGGGGACUCCUGUCAUUUCUUACCUGGUGGAUUGCAGCUUGCCUUUUUUCUACAAGUCUUUUUGGAUUGUUUUACCAUCAAUAUCUAAUUGUGGCAUGAGCCAGACUUCUUCAUUAUCAUGUUCACAGGACCAACUGAAGAAAAGCUGCCAUGUCAAGGGCACAUGUCAAGACGCCACUGUAUCGGUAGCGCUAUGUUUUGAUUCAAUAUUUCCUCUGGAAUCUCAGGGUAAAUGUAUAUAAUCACUGUAUGUGAGUUUAAUCUGCAUUACCUAGGAGGAAAAAGCCCUAACUGCUGAUGUAGUCCUACACAAAGUACUUGGCUUUUCUAUUUCUUCUUUCAUCUUUUAAAAAGGAAGCGUCCCAGAUGAACUGCUCUUUCAUUUACAUUGGUCUUAACCUUUUUUUUCA
This is a messenger RNA of Spea bombifrons (plains spadefoot toad), 2052 nucleotides long. RefSeq names its product transmembrane protein 161B (gene TMEM161B). Bases 281 to 1741 code for a protein of 486 amino acids. The transcript has 13 exons. NCBI's taxonomy places the organism in Eukaryota, Metazoa, Chordata, Amphibia, Anura, Pelobatidae. The record is from RefSeq and is a predicted model, not a curated record.